Messenger RNA from Entamoeba histolytica HM-1:IMSS, 1728 nucleotides. RefSeq lists its product as uncharacterized. The coding region runs from base 1 to 1728 and encodes 575 amino acids. Lineage: Eukaryota; Evosea; Mastigamoebida; Endamoebidae. The transcript has a single exon. Gene Ontology annotation, molecular function: nucleic acid binding. The record is from RefSeq and is a predicted model, not a curated record.
AUGGCUCAUCAAUUAGUUAAAGAAUUCUUGGAUUUACAUCCUUCAUUAGACUAUCCGACUCUUCAUUUAAUCAUUUAUAAUGUCCCUAAAAUAUUCGAUAAAUCACAAUUUUUAUUAUUAUUUCCUUCUGAUAUUAAAAUUACUUCUACAGAUUUCACUUGUCUUCAUCUUCAUUUUGUCGUUGUUCAAUUUGAUUCAGUAAGUGAUUCUAUUGUGUGUUUUCAUAAAGUUCAUUCAAAACAAUUCUGUGGAAGGUAUUUAUAUGUUCAAUUUGGUUAUCAAAUCAUAUCAAAUUUACCUUUGAAUUUUAUCCGAUUAAAACAUUUAUUAAACACUACUUUUGAGUCUGUUCUUCAUUAUUUUAGUUUCUUUGGAAAAGUAAGAGCAAUCACUCAAGAUGGUAAUGAUUAUCUUUGUGAAUAUAACUCUAUCAGUGAAGCAUCUAAUGCUUAUAAUAUCAUUUCUAAUCAUACCAACACUGAAAAAAUGGAGUUAGUCUUAGGAAUAAACCAAUUACAGAGUGUAACUUGUGAUUGGUAUAUUCCUAUUCAUUCAAAAUAUAAAAAUCUUGUUCAUCAGGCACAAACAAUGGGUGUUAUUCCACAAAAUCUCUUGGCUUUACCAAGUAAUAGUUUGAUGGCAUCAAUUAUUUUGACAUAUUACAAUAAGGAAGAAAGUGAGAAACUAGAUUUGAUUGGUGUGGAUUGGAGGGAUGAGGAUGAAAAGAAGAUUAAACCAAUGGAAGAAGAAAACAAAGUGUUGGAAAACAAAAAUGAAGUUCCAGUUCAAAAAAUACAAGACAUGAAAGACAACGUUCAAAUACCUACUGAAUCACUACCUCAAACAAAACAAAGUCACUCUCAUGAUACUCUUUUAAAUUAUGAAAAUGACACUAUUAUUCUUAUAGAUGAAGAUAAGCCAAGCACUGAGAUUAUCCAAAUAUCAGAUAAUAAAGACCAAAAAGAAUAUAACGAAACACUUGAAGUUAAAGAAAGAUUUACUCCAGUCGAAUCAUAUCCAGUUGUUAUCCAAGAAAAGCAAUCUUCUUUUACCACAAUAAAUGAACAAGCAAAAGAUGAAUGGGAUUUUGACCUUGAACUUUCACCAAAAGAAAUAAAUAAUCUGCAACCAAAAUCAAUAACUGAUUAUCAACAACAAUCCUCAAUACCAGAAAGACGCCUUUCUCCAUUUGAUGGACAAUUCUUUUCAAAAUAUGAUUAUCCUAAUAGAAAUGAUAAUGGGUCAAGGAAUAGAAGCCAUUCAAGACAUAGAAAAGAGUCUCACCAUUAUCAGAAAUCAUAUGACAGAUAUAAUCAACGAUAUUCCCAACCACAAAAACGUCAAUCUUCUAUUCAACUUAAACCUAACAAACCUCUUCCUUCUUCUAAGAAAUCUGAAAAGAUAGUUAGUUCAUUUCAUCCAUAUAAACAGACAAAAGAAAGAGUUGAAUGUUCAACUAAAACUACCAAUGAAAAGAAAGGUUCUAGAACAUCAACGUUCUACAGUCAGAAUGGAAUGAAUGAAUGUGUAGAUAUUGUUUUUGGUCAACAACGCCAGAGCCAAGUUGAAAUUAAAAGAAGUCAAAUAUUAAAUGAAAGUGUAAGUCAUAAAGAUGGUAUUGAAAAAGAAAUAACAAACACUAACACUUCAAAAGAAUCACAGAAAUUAAACAGUGUUUUUAUUCCUCGUUGCAUUCAAGAAGAAUUAGAAAAUUGGACAGCAUUUUAG